AUGACGAUAAAUACACCAUCAUGCAUCAUGGAAAUACCGUUCAUUAAUUCUUUCUGUCUUCCAAGCCUCAUUAACGGGGAAUUUGAAGGAGUGGCGUUGUGGUCCUGCAUCUUGUGCUGUCGGAGGAAUGCCCCUGCAUCUUGUGCUGUCGGAGCUCUUGGACCGUCGAUUCUCUUGCAUCAAUUAGUUCCUAUGACACAGAGGAACUUGAUAUCGUGGACAACGAUGAUUUCCGGGUACGUGCAAUACGGAGUUCACAUUGAGAGUUUGGAGUUGUUCGGAGAAAUGAGAGUUGGUAAUGUGAAGCCUGACGAGGUUGCGCUCAUAAAGCUCACACAAUCUUUCAGCAGUUGCACUACAAGUGUCGUCGUUUCGUGGAAUACGUUGUUGGAUGGGUACUGCAGAAGUGAAGUUAUUGACAAGACAAGAAAUUUCUUCAACAACAUCCCUGGGAAGGAUCUCGUCUCUUGGAACACAAUGAUCAAUUGCCACGCAAGGUUUAAUUGCUUCGAAGAACAGUUUGAGUUGUUCCGAAAGAUGCAGAGUUCAAAUGUGAAACCCAACAGCCUCACUUUGAUAGACCCUCUAAAUGACGCAGCUUAUGUGCUUCUGUCAAACAUAUAUGCAGAAGCUGCAAGAUGGGAUGAUGUGAGCUGGGUGAGAACAAAGCUAGAGGAACUUGGAGUCAAGAAGAAACCAGGAUGUAGUUUGAUAGAACAAAAUGGAGUUAUUCAUGAAUUCGUAUGCCGGGACUUUAUGUACUCUCAAUCUGCAGAAGUAUACUCAAUGUUGGAUGAAGUGAAAGAAAGAUCUCACAAAGAGGAAAUACAAGAAUAA
Molecule: messenger RNA, 837 nt
Organism: Cornus florida
Lineage: Eukaryota; Viridiplantae; Streptophyta; Magnoliopsida; Cornales; Cornaceae
Product: pentatricopeptide repeat-containing protein At5g48910-like
Exons: 4
Coding region: 1-837 (278 amino acids)
Biological process (GO): RNA modification
Molecular function (GO): protein binding; RNA binding
Source: RefSeq, a predicted model, not a curated record